AUGGCGCGCACACGCAGCGCCAAAGACAAGGCGCUUGCGCCACAGCUUGAAGACGUCGCCUUUACUGCCCGCGGCCUCGCGCUGCAGUUCUCUUGGCCAAACCGUAUCAAAAACAAGAAGAUCAUGGCACAAUCCAACCUCUCUUCGAGCUCCUACAAGACCGCCGUUGGCGACGUAGAGUGCCGUAACUUUACAUUCACAGAAGAGGAAGAAGCGCCAGAGCCCGGUGUGAUGCAGAUCCAAGUCGUGCUCGUCGGCCUGACCAUACCAACAAGCCAAGCGUCGAGCGAGGAGACGCAGCAAGACAAGAAGGACGGGUUGCAUACUGGCGUCAUCGGUCAACACCUUCCGGCGAACGGGAACGACACCUUGACGCUGAACUCCCGCUUUACCGGAUCGAAGCAUGUGGACCAAAUCGAGGAGGCCGAAUUGAACGCAUCGGAAGGGUUCGACAAGGACGACCAUGACGGCGUGGAUGCCUUGCUCGUCGUUACACCGUGCUCCAAGAAGCAGCCCGCCCAGACAAAGUUGUAUGUGCUGGUGCAGCCGAAAGAUGGUUUGUGUAGGAUGUAUAACUGCCCUGGGGACGAGGUCUACUACUUUUCCGAGUAUAGGGAUUACUCAAAGGCAGCCGGAGGCCGGGCGUCAAGGUGGAACAAGUUGGUGCGCGCUGUUGCCGUCCAUGACGAUGGCCAAGUCGUGCAGCCAGAUUUAACAGCAUACGCAACGCCCAGGGACCAGACGGUCAUCGCGACCGACCCAACGCUCGCCUUUGCGAAUAAGGUUCACAUGCUGUCGAGCGCCCUGUCGCUGAAGAAUAGUCCCUGGAUAAUGACGGAGCUUUCCAAGACAUUGGACGACGCGGUUGCGCCCCUCAUGGAGCUGGUUACCAACUUUCCACACACCAGGCUCUUCCUCAUUCCUCCCCAAACCGACGAGGUCGAUUCCGACGUGGAGAUGGCGGACGAGGGUCAGGACGGUCCGGAUCAAGUUUCGCUAGUGUGGAGCGCCAAGGAGAUGCUCGCCGAGGUCGCCCAGCAAUGGCCCGAGGCAGCCCAAUCAUUGACGCCGGAGCUGUUGCAGCGUCUAUUUGAUGGCCUGGACCCGACCCAUCACCCACUCUCUGCCCAAGACGUCGAGCCCUUUCUCCGUCUCGCACCGCGUAUCGAGGGAUGCAUGGGUGAUUGCACAGACGACCAUCUAGUUGAGCAGACACUGUUGUUCCUCAGCGAUGCCCGAUGCAACGUACCCGUGCAGGGUGCGUUUUCGACCACUUCGAUUAACCCCGCUUCGCUCCCCUCUCUUAUGACUGCCACGAUCAACGCUCUCGUCAAACUACGCAGCGACAACGUUGCACACCAAGAGGCGCUACAGUCUAAACUGGGCAAUGACGUUGUUCCUGUGUCACCAGCUCAGCUAUGGCAGAUCUUUGGGAAUGCUUCGGACACGGACACUGCCAGGAGAGCUUUCGACACGUUCUGCAAAUUCAUGGCAUAUUGGAACGUAGGAACUGCUGAUAUAAUCAAUCCUCAACUCACCUCAAUCAUCGAUAUCCUUCAAGUUGCAAUGGGCAUCAAGAAGUCGCCGCAACUAGCCAAGAACAAGGUGGAGGAUGACAAGGCUGCUGAGAAGAAGGAGGCUGAGAAGAAGGAGGCUGAGAAGAAGGAGGCUGAGAAGAAGGAGGCUAAGAAGAAGGCUGCUGCUGACAAGGCUGCGGAGAAGAAAGCUGCUGACAAGACUGCGGAGAAGAAGGCUGCUGACAAGGCUGAGAAGGCGGCCGCCGACAAGGCUGAGAUGGAGGCUGCUGACAAGGCUGAGAAGGAGGCUGCUGAGAAGAAGGCUGCUGAGAAGAAGGCUGCUGACAAGGCCGAGAAGAAGGCUCAGAAGAAGGCUCAGAAGGAGGCUGAGAAGAACGAGGAUGCUGAGGAGGCUGCCGACGAGGCUGCUGACAAGCCCAAGAAGAAGGUUAAGAAGAAGGCUCAGAAGGAGGCUGAGAAGAAGGCUCGAAAGGAGGCUAACAGGAAGGAGACUGCCGAAACAGCUGCUGAGGAGCCUGCCGACGAGGCUAAGAAGGAGCCUGCUGACAAGGCUGUUGAGGAGGAUGUUUCCAUGUCGGACAUUGACGAGGCGAAGCUACCUGUUGCGGACCAAAAGAAGCAAUGGAGAGGUCGAGGAGGUCGAGGCGGCAGCAAACGCGGCAGAGGAGGCGAAGGAGCCGUGACCGCAUUGGUCGCCAUCUGGGGUUUCUUCAUGCUUCCCAACACCCCACUCACCACGAGCUGGCUUAACCCACGGGAGCGCGAACUCGCUCAUGCACGUAUGGAGCGUGACCGAGUCGGCGAUUCCACCGAGCCUGUUAGCAUGAUGGAGGGACUGAGGCAGGCGUGCCGCGACAAGAGGACGUGGCUGUUCUGUCUCAUGCAGAACUUCCAUCUCAGUGCUUGCUCGUUCAACUCUUUCUUCCCAACUGUCAUCAAGACCCUCGGUUUCAAUACAACGAUUACUCUCCUACUGACCUGCCCUCCCUUCCUGCUUGCCGGCGCGGCAGGUAUCGCUACAGGCUGGAGUUCGGGACGUAUGCAUGAGCGCACCUGGCAUAUCACUGGUGGACUGCUAGUCGCCAUUGUCGGAUUCGUCAUCGCUGCCAGUACGAUGAAUACAGCGGGUCGAUAUGUUGCCUGCUUCAUCUUCCCCAUGGGCGCGUAUUCCGUCAACUCCGUCAUCAUUGGUUGGGCAUCUUCGACCCUCAGUCAGACGAAAGAGAAGAAAGCUGUCGUGUUGGCGAUGACGAACGUCGGAGGGCAGAUCGGGUACAUCUACGGCGCUUACCUCUGGCCAGACACCGACAAGCCUCGAUACGGAAUUGGAUUCGGUGCUUCUGCUGGAUUCGCGCUGCUGUCGAUCGCUUGUGCCUGGGCGAUUCGCGUGAUGCUCAUUAAGGAGAACCAGAGACUUAAGGCGUCAACGAAUGAGCGUGUCAACUUGUACGGAUACUAG
This is a messenger RNA of Alternaria ethzedia, 2997 nucleotides long. RefSeq lists its product as uncharacterized. The record is from RefSeq and is a predicted model, not a curated record. Gene Ontology annotation, molecular function: transmembrane transporter activity. Gene Ontology annotation, cellular component: membrane. Gene Ontology annotation, biological process: transmembrane transport. Lineage: Eukaryota; Fungi; Ascomycota; Dothideomycetes; Pleosporales; Pleosporaceae. The transcript is spliced from 3 exons. Bases 1 to 2997 code for a protein of 998 amino acids.